Messenger RNA from Cladophialophora carrionii CBS 160.54, 1083 nucleotides. RefSeq lists its product as uncharacterized. The transcript has a single exon. NCBI's taxonomy places the organism in Eukaryota, Fungi, Ascomycota, Eurotiomycetes, Chaetothyriales, Herpotrichiellaceae. The coding region runs from base 1 to 1083 and encodes 360 amino acids. The record is from RefSeq and is a predicted model, not a curated record.
AUGGCUCCGCCAGACCUAAACUCCCUCCCUCCAUCGAGAUCAACUUCUUCGUCUCCCAUGCAACCCCGCUCGAUGCAGACCGCAAACCUCCCACCAAACCGCAACCAGACUCCUUCGCCGCGGAGCUCAUCCAUAUCCCUUGCGGCCGCCGCUGUCACAAAUGCGGCGAAUGAAUCACGGCGCUCUUCGCUGAGCAACAGAGGCUCGCCUCGGCUGGGCCGCAUGCCGUCCGAUCGCCGCCGUUCACAGGUCGCCAUGAACAUCAGCCUGAACGACCCUACCAUUCCGAGUCCGGGCGAGUUAUCAAGCAGCGACUCCCGGACUGGGUUUGGCCACAGCUAUGCCUUAGCGAGCCCUCCCACUAUCGGCGGACGAUCAGCCAUCGCGACCGGCGACCCCCACCACCAACGCCAGCCGAGUCUUGGUGAAAUCCACAAUGAGCUGGAACAAGAGCAGGAAGCACAGGUGAACCGCAUGCUACAGAUGAUCCGAGAACAACAGCUUCAACUUGAGGCUCUUCGAAGCAGUCAAGGUCCGAAUGGCACUCACUCGCGUCAUUCGUCACAACCAAACUCCGCUUUGCCAGGGAACAAUACGGCCGUCGUGGACGACGAGACUCCUGCCUCCGAACGCUCGCCGUCUUUCCCUUCCAUCCAUCCCGCCGUCCCAGCCGUCCCACCACUGACCCGACGCAUCUCCCGCGGCCCUUCAAGCGCCAGUCGCUCGCCAGCCUUGCGGCCGAUGCUGGGCCAGGAGUCCAGCAUCAGCACCGCUGUUAGCACCGACUGGCCUCCCUCACCCGUGGAGAGUGUCAGCACCGCCCGCAGGAACAGUUUCCGCGACGAGACCGCCUACUACCAAGCCGAAACCGCAAACCUGACCCGUGAGAAUCAGAUGCUCAGGAUGCGGAUACGGGAACUGGAGCGGCAGAUUAGUGAUUUGAGUGCCUCACCCAGGAAUACUCCCGCCACUCCAUCAAAUCUGGCCACCAGUCCGCCGGUCCGGGGCUCUGCUGUAGCUGAUGCGGAGGCUUCUGCAGCCGCAGGGGUGGCGAGGAUGGCUGCUGAACCGGAGAAGGUUUGA